This is a messenger RNA of Saccostrea echinata, 4892 nucleotides long. RefSeq names its product ankyrin-2-like. Gene Ontology annotation, cellular component: cytoplasm; nucleus. The transcript is spliced from 16 exons. The record is from RefSeq and is a predicted model, not a curated record. Gene Ontology annotation, molecular function: protein binding. Gene Ontology annotation, biological process: intracellular signal transduction; regulation of barbed-end actin filament capping. Lineage: Eukaryota; Metazoa; Mollusca; Bivalvia; Ostreida; Ostreidae. Bases 214 to 4587 code for a protein of 1457 amino acids.
UUAAAGAAGAGCAGUUCUGGGAAAUUGGUUGAACAGCAAAGAAAAUGUGAAUCGAACAUAUGCUGCGAAGUCAUCAAGAUUUUGAUCGAAAGAAACAACGAAAAUGUGAAUCGCAAAACACCCUGCGGACUUGAUCCACUGUGUGUCGCUGUAAAGCUUGGGAGUCAUUCGCUAAUUGAUUUCCUUCUUGAAAAGAAAGCAGACCCAAAUUGCAUGGAUCUAAUGAAUGAAUCUCUACUAUUCUUUGCUUUGAUUCAUGGAAACGAAGACAUAGUCAAAAGCCUAAUUAAAGCUGGGGCAAACGUUAAUCACUGCACAGUACUUCCAGGUACUGGUGAAAAACAAUCGUUGCUAAAUAGACUUCUGGAUGAGAGUGGAGAGUUUUCUAAGGCAAGCAACUUAGUAAACCUUGUUCAAAUUUUGAUUGAAAAUGGUGCUUCCGUCAAUGAAUGUGAAGAAGGAUCUGAUUCACCUUUGAUAAAAGCUGUCAGACUUUCGUCAUUUGACCUUGUGGAUUUGUUACUCCAGCAUGGAGCAAAUGUUAAUCACCAUGGAAAGAGCGGAUUUACAGCAUUACAUGAAUGUUGUGUCAAGGGUAAAUUUGAAGUAGAACACCCUAACACAGAAAUCUUCAAUCUCCUCCUGGGAGCUGGGGCUUCAGUGAACAGCCAGACAGGCAGUGUUGACACGUCAGUGUCUACAGGAAUAAAUUACGGCUGUUUCAAAUUUGUUUCAAAUAUGGGGAAAAAGCACACUUUUUUCAAAUUUGUUUCGAAUAUGUUUAAUAAACGAAUCUCUCCGAACACACAGAAUAAUGAAGGAACUACUUGCUUGAUGUUAGUUGUUACUAAUUAUAGUAUCACCAAGAAACUUCUGGAUAUUGGUGCAGAUCCAACAGUUCAAGACCAUGAAGGAAACACCGUAUUGCAUCAUUUAUGUUCAACUACAUUAAAAAGAGAAAAGAAAAGAGAAAUUCUUGAGCUUCUGCUUAGAAGUAAGACUGAUAUAAAUACUGUAAACCACGAGGGGUGUACUCCUCUAAACAGAAUGAUAAAGGAAAAGACUACUCUGAAUGUGGAAGAUGUACAAGACUUACUAAUGCAGAAAGCUGAUCCAAAUGUAUGCUUCAAAGGAUGCAAUUCUCCGUUGAUAAAUUCACUUUUGAGAUGCAAACUGGACGUUGCUUUUUGUUUACUGAAAGCUGGAGGAGACGUACACCAUGAAGGAAAAUCUGGUUUGACUGCUCUUCAUGCCAUUUUAAAUUUGGAGCUCACUGGCGAAGGAUACAUCAAAGAGAGGAUAGAGAUGAUUCAGAAACUUCUUGCAGCUGGUUCUGAUGUAAAUAAACGAGAUUUGGAAGGCAACACAGGAUUAAAUUUUUGUUUGAAAACAUUGUGCAAGGGAAGAAAAGAUGAAGUAAUGCCAGUAAUAAAAGUUCUUUUGGAAGCUGGGGCAGAUCCAAACAUCAGUGAUAUCUCUGGCAGACGACCACUGGAAAUUAUUAUUAAUACAUCAUUGAAAGAAUGUAGAAAUGAAACGGAGAUUCAAGAAUUGGUUGAAAUGCUAUUUAUUUAUGGAGCAAAAUGCAACGAACGUAAAAAAGGACAAGAUUCUGUUUUACACAUGGCUGUAUCCAACGGACUUGAAGGCGUUGUGCAGAUCUUAGUCACCAGAGGUGCAGAUGUAAAUCAUCAGGGAAAAUAUCGACAGAUUCCACUCCAUCGUUAUUUCUUGUCAGAAAUAAAAGACAAAUUACAUGAUCCAGCUUUACAUCAAACAUCUGUCGAAUCAAAAUCCCGAAAGAUUCUGGAUAUUUUACUGCCUUUGACCAGGGAUCCAAACAUCGAAGAUGAAAACGGUGAUUCCCCAUUGAAUCUUGCUUGUGCUUGCUUAGCCUCGAAGAAUAAGGACGACAUUAGAAAGUUGCUGCAAGCAGGAGCUGAUCCUCUUCACAAAGGACAGGAAAAUAUUGAUGCCUUUGAAAAAUGUAUUGCAACAGGAAAUUUUACAGCCUUAGAAAUACUGCUCCAGGAAAAGGGUUCAAAUCAUAUUACUGAUUUGCAUUUUACCGCAUUUUGGAAUGCGUCCAAAAUUCAGGAUGCUAAAUUAUAUCAAAGAGUGGCAUUAUUGAUGCUCAGCACAAAUGAAAACAUUAAUGUCAACAUAAGAAACCGUAAAGGAGACACGCCUCUUGCUUACUUUUGUCAUCAGAAUGCAACUGAUGUGAUCAGAAAACUGGUGGAAAGAGGUGCAGAUGUAAAUGUUCUAACAACAAAAGGAUGGAACAUUUUACAUUUCCUCUGUGAUUCUCCAGAUGUGGAGUCGAAACUGGACACAAUAUCAUUGAUAAUAAAAAGUAACCUCGAUCUGGAAGUUCAGGAUAUAUCAGGGAAAACUGUGCUUCAGAGAACAAUAGAAAAGUACCGAAAAUUUUACUUCAGGGAUGGUUAUUCCACAUACAAAUGCUUAAGCUCAAUUAUAGAACAUUUGUUGAACGCAGGAGCAAAAUGUAGAAAGACCGAGUUAACUUCUUUGUUACAAAUGGCAUGUAAACACCAACAUUUUGCAUUGAUGAAAGCAUUAGUAAAGAGAGGGGCGGAUCCGUCAGUUAAAAAGUCAGAAAAGGGUAUUUUGCAUGACUGUUGGUUCCCUUACGACUUCUAUAAAAUUGUUAUUACACCAAGUCUGUUAAAAGAAUGUAUCGAGUAUAUAGAAUUCCACAAGGAGGUUGGAGGAAGUCUGACUGAAGUUUAUGAAGGCUGUACGCCUCUUGAUAUGUACUUGAAGUCUGCGAUUUACAAGAAAUCGGAAAAAUAUAAAGAGUUGCGGGAUGAAAUUGAUUCUCUACUUGCAUGCAACGAAGAAGUUUGCGAAUCUGAUAGAAGACUCUCUGCAGUACAUAUCGCUGCCUCUACUGGACGUUUGUCCAAACUGAAAACACUGGUUGAAAAAGGGGCUAACUUGCUUUCAAAAGACAGGGAUGAGAACUCAUGUCUUCAUCUUUGUUUGUCUUCAGGCGUACGCAGCAUUGAAGACAUGGUCAGUUACCUGCUAGAGCAGGGACUUUCACCGAACGACAUGAAUUCAAGCCAUGAGACUCCUUUAUAUUUAAUCCUAAAAAACGCAAAAUAUCACUCCGAAGAUGAAGUAUCGUCCAUAGUUAAACUCCUGAUAAAUUUCGGUGGAAAUCCAAGUCAAGAAAAACUUGAGAAAAAUCCUUUAAUUAUAGCAAUUGAAACAUUUAAUGCCAAAUGUAUUAAUAUUUUACUGAAGAAUGGAGCGAAGGUGAACGAUCUGCCAAGUGGAUUGACCGCACUACAUGUGAUGUAUGAUUCCAUUCUAUCUGGCUUGGUUAAAGACCAGAAAGAGGACAUUUUCUUUUUGCAACAUUUGCUAAUUACGAACCAGGUAAAUUUAAAUGCGAAAAAUUCCUGCGGAGAUAGUGUUCUUCACCUAGCUGUCAAAGUUUUGUGUAACAGGAAGAAAUCUGUAGGAGCUAAACAACUGAUUCAGGAGCUUGUUGAACAUGGCUCAGAUGUGAAUGCAACCGAUUGUAAUGGCCAAACUGCUCUAAGUCUUUGUUGUGAAUUUGGCUGCGAUAUUGAAUGUAUUGCUGUUUGCAAAUACUUUCUUGAAAAUGGAGCGGAUCCAAAUAAAGGAUGUGCCUUGAAUCGUGCAUUCAGUCACGUACAAUGUGGAACAAAAGAAGAAGCAAAGGAGUUAAUUUUUCGACUCCUAUCACAUGGAGCAAACCCCAAUGACGAAACAGAAUUUAGUCACAAACCAAAUCUCAUAGUGGCAAUCAACAUGGGAGAGGCUGACUUGGUUAGAGCGUUGUUGGAAAGUGGUGCUCACCCAAAUACCUGUCAUAAUUCUGGAACCAGUCUUUUGCAUGCAUGCAAUUUAAGUUUCCAUAGUGCUAAAGAGGUAGUACCACUCCUUCUCCAGUAUGGUUGUAGUAUCAACAUGGGACAACAUGGUAAACCGUAUACAUCUUACAGACAACAUCCACUCUUCAGCAUUGUCGACAAAAUGACAAAAAAUCACGAAUAUAUAGAUAUUUCAGAGGACAAAAUCGUUGAAAAGGUUGACUUACGAAUGUUUAAUCUUCUUCUUUGUGGGGGUUGUGAUUUAUCUGUUCUUUUGCGUCCUUGUAAUAAAGGAAAAUCAAUUCUUGCCUCAUUGACAAAGGCUGGAUAUUUUAAAGCCGCUGAGACUUUAAUAAGGUGUGGAUACAACUUCGAAGAUGAUAUAAAAUUCCGAAGCAUCAACUUUUCGGAACUUGACAUUUCAACUUUACACUCAAAGCGCGGAAUGUACCAUCAAGACAUAUACCAUCGAGCCAACUAUGAGAGUGAAGUAGAAAAUUUUCAAGAAAUGUUGAAAAGAAUUAAAGAACCACAAGUGACAUUGCAAUCUCUUUGCAGGAAAGCUAUACGACGGCAUUUAGUAUUCGUUCAUAAUGGCUCCGAGAUAGAAACAAUCAUCAGAGCUUUGCCCCUGCCAGAGGUAUUAAAGAAUUAUCUCACUCACAGGGAUUAUACACAAGAUUUUGAGAAUAUUGAAUUCUACAGAGAACCAUGGUAAUCUGGUCAUUUAAGGAGACCAACUUGGUUUUUUGCAUAAAAUCUACAAUACAGAAAUGCAGUUUUAGAAAGAGGUAUACUGGUAUAUAUAUCAUCCGGGUAUUUUUUUAAAAUACAUGUACAUUAACCAAAGGACAAUAACGAAAGCACACAAAAGUCUACCGCCUGAAUUUCAAAGGAGGCAUCUCAAACAUCUCAAAAUUAAUGAAAUUUCCUUGUUAUAUAUUUAUUUUGAACCCAGUUUUAGACUUCUGUGGAAAUGCUAAAUAUUUCAAAUGCUAGAGGAAAUCAGUAAAAUGAUUCUGA